Solenopsis invicta (red fire ant) is the source of this 1261-nucleotide messenger RNA. RefSeq lists its product as uncharacterized. Bases 203 to 952 code for a protein of 249 amino acids. Lineage: Eukaryota; Metazoa; Arthropoda; Insecta; Hymenoptera; Formicidae. The transcript has 4 exons. The record is from RefSeq and is a predicted model, not a curated record.
CGACGAUUAUGGUCGCGUUCACAACGUCAUAGAUGACGUCAUUACUCGCGACCGCAUCGAGCUCACGACGCUCAUGGUUUAUCGGUGGGUCAGCGCGGUCGUCGCUUCUAGUCUUCUGCUACGUGGUUAGAAACUCAUAAUUAAAAACUUUUCAUAAUGGAAAAGGUUUCAUUAUAUGAUCCAGAAAAAGAUAUAGUUGUAGAUGUUUAUCUUUCUCCGGAAGAUAUUUUACGUGCGCAACGAGAAUGUGCUAUAUUUUAACAUAAUAUUUUCUUGGACUUUAGAUAUGGCCUUUGCAACGUCUUUAUUAAAUGCAGCCACAAAAGAUAAAGAAUUGACAGAAAAAACAACUUCUAUCGAACCAGACCUAACCCAACAAAUCACUGAAACAAAUACCGAAACGAGUGCCGAAACAGAAACUGAAAAUCAAAAUGAUGACACUGGUUCUCUAUAUAGAUGGUCAACAGCUGCUGUAUUGCUAUUGUUAGAUACAUAUAAAACAUUCGAAGAUAAAUUUUCUAGUGGAAAAUGUUCACAGAAAAAAAUCUGGGAGGAAAUUAGUGAUGUUCUUGCUGAAAAAGGACAUAUGAUCACGGGACCACAAUGUGCAGCGAAAUUGAGAAGCCUGAAAAAAUCUUAUAAAAGCGUUAAGGAUCACAAUAGUCGAUCAGACAGUGAUAGGCGAACUUGGCAGUUUUAUGAGAUUCUGGAUGAAAUUUUUUCAAAAAGAGCUUGGUGCUCACCAAUCGCCGUUGCAUCAUCAACAGAACUUUCCAUUAAGCAGGACAAAGGGCCUACAUCUGGUAAAUUUAAACAUGAACUAUCUAUAUUGUGGUUUUUAUAUAUUAGUUGGAAAAUUACUUUUAAGAUUUUUUUAAUUUUAUUGCCUUAUCUAAUUCUUUUCCUAAUUGUCAUAUUGCAUUUAUUCUUAAUUCUAAUGAUAAAUAUGUAAAAUAUUAAAAUUUUAUUCAAGUAUUUAGGAUUAAAUUCACAGUUUUUUUCAGACCUCAGUAUAUGUUUGUCUCAUGUAUUACGUCGAACCAUACGUGAGAUAAAAACAUACUGAGAUCCGAGUAACUUAUAAAUUUAGACUUUAAUAAAUACUUUUUGUGUAGAUUCAUCAACAGAAAAUCUAGUCCUAAAGGAAAGAAGUCUUAACAGAAAAGAAUCGUCAACAUCUAAAGAUAACAUAUGCAAUAUUCUUAAGAAGAGGCUUAUUCAAAAAAAUGAACAAGAAGAAGCAAAAGCCAAAAGGCAUAAA